Messenger RNA from Lecanosticta acicola, 2541 nucleotides. The record is from the annotation of a GenBank genome assembly. Lineage: Eukaryota; Fungi; Ascomycota; Dothideomycetes; Mycosphaerellales; Mycosphaerellaceae.
AUGUCCUGUUUCCCGCACUCAUCUAUCCGUCCCGCUAGGAGGGUGCUUGCGGCCAUGAUGCACCCCGAUGUGAAUGCAGCAGCCGGUGUGAACGCGCGGGGAAAGCUGAAGCAGAGACGCUCGAGAAAAGCCUGUCAGCAUUGCCACACGCGCAAGAUUCGCUGCAAUGUGCUCGAGAACGGGACGCCUUGUGCCAAUUGUGUCGAUGCUGGCACGACUUGCAUCAUCAGGCGGCGCAAAAACCAGAGGUGAGCACAAGACAAGGCGCGUGAAACUCUUCCGACGAGUCAGCGGCUGACUGGCAUUGCAACCAUCAAGACGAGAAUCAACUCCACCUGACCAGAGGCAAGCCGUUCUGGAUCGCACUCACAGCUUUCCGGUCUGGUCGAACGGCAAUGCCCAUCAGCGGCAACACCACCAGCAACAACAACAACACCACCACCAGCAACAACCACAACAACAACAAGAAGGGCAGCAGCCCCAGCCGCAAGUUCAACAUUCGCAAAGGUCCCUGGCGCCGAACGGAAUCUCAUCGGAGAACAAUGGCUUUGCGAACGGCGUGGAGAGUCAAUCACAGAGCUCCACGCCGCCCCUCUCCGCCGAUGGAUGCAACCUCUGGCCUGACCUGGGCAACGAAUUGAAUGCUUGGGAGCAGAAUAGUGUCGUAGAUGCCUCGUCGGCUAGUUGCGACUUCAGCCAUCUUACCGAUCUGGACGACAUCUUCACCUUCACCGGAAAUACCUUCCCCACCACUCUGCCGCAUUUCCAGAGUGAUUUCGGCUGGAAUCCAACCUAUGCGCAACAGAAUCAUCUGAGCCCGCCGCCAGUCUUGCCAGGUCCCGGUAUUAAUGAGAACGGCAAUCUGCCUCUUCGGCCCCCGUCGUCUCUCACUACCUCUGUUCACAUCCCUGGACUGAACCCAAGAGACCAUGAGUAUCUCAGAGGUGAAGGAUGCUUUGAUCUCCCUCCGGCUCAAGUGCUCAAGCAGAUGAUGCGGAUGUAUUUCAGAAUGAACCAUCCCAAUUUGCCUGUAAUUGCCGAGGAUCAGUUCUGGGCCCUAUGGAAUGGCGACGAAUUUCGCGUUGGCGAGUUUUCGUUUCUUCUUCUCCGAGCGAUGAUAUUCGCAGCGACUUGCUACACUGAGCUAGAGACGCUGCUCAGCAUUGGAUUCGUUAGCAAGCGGGAAGCCAGAAACACGUACUAUCGCCAUGCCAAGGUGAGCUCGCUCAGUCUCUUGACAUGUAGCGCCAGACUGACCUGCGACAGCUUCUUUUCGACUUCUCCAUCGAGCGCGACGCUGUAUGCAGUGCACAGGCGUGUUUACUGUUGUCGUACAAUUCUCCCAAGUACAAUAUUUUGCGGCUCAACACAUAUUGGGUCACAAAUGCAAUGCGCUUCGCGAGGAUUGCAAGGGCCAACUCGUACCACCGCGCUCGGGAUCCAGUCAAGUCCAAAUUACUCAAACGCCUCUGGUGGGGUGUAAUCUUCCGCGAUCGCAUCCUCUCGCUUGGGCUUCGGAGGUCUGUGCAGUUCGAACUGGACCCUUCUUGGGCGGAGGGCGAAAAGCACACACUCACGGCGGAAGAUUUCCAGUCGGAGCUCGGAAAUUCUCAGGUGCAUGACCCAGAGACCCAGCUUCGCAUAUUUGAAGUCAUUGCUGCGACGUGUCGGCUCAUGCGAUGCAUUUCUCACGCAAACCGGAUCAUGUACACCCAUGAACACCUGGACGAUCGGCUAGAGGCAGUAUCAAAGUCAGUCCCCGGGACCAUUGCUGACAUCAAACGCUGCUUGGAGUCACUCCGCCAGUGGCACGACCAAAGCAUCCGACUCUUCCCCUUUCCAAUUAGCUUGGAUGAUGCGCAUGAAACGAUUUGCGUCUACGCAAACCUGAUGUUCUCGUAUCACGUAUCAGCGGUAUUCGGGCUCAACACCUAUCUCAUCCUCCUCCGCGAAGUCUUCCCGUCAGCCAGAUCUCUCUUCUCGUUGGAAGAAUCGAAAGAAGCCCUUGAAGCUGCCAACAACGACGUGUCUCGCCGCACCCAGGAGCUGGUACAGGUCAGGCUGGUCAAGUUUCUGCCGAUUUCUGCCUCGGCGAUCCUCGCCCUUCCGCUUGUUCUCCAGGCCAUCAAUGUCGCUGCGGCUCGUGGCUCGGGCAUGGAAGCCGUGGAGAUCCGCCGUCUGGAUGUGUUCACUAGGACCCUCAAGUCACAGCAACAAUCAUUUGAUGGCUCGGACUUCUGCUCAGAUGUGCUUGCCAACAUCGUGGCCUACGCUCAGGACGACACCAAACUCGUCAGCUCCAUGACCUCGUGGCGCGAUGGCACGGGCAAGGAUGUCAAUUCGAAUGCAGUCAACGGAGGGAACCUCCAGGCGAGUGCACAAGGCGGCCAGAAUAAGAUCAAAUUGGACUGGGGAAACCUGGUGUAUAAGCGUCCGAGAUUGUUCUUGAGGUUGGUGUUGUAUUUGGACCAGGCAUUUAGUCGAGGUGGCCCGCCACAGGACGAGGACUUCCCACCGGAGCUGCAGAGGGCGUCUGUUUGA